Molecule: messenger RNA, 681 nt
Organism: Brachypodium distachyon (stiff brome)
Lineage: Eukaryota; Viridiplantae; Streptophyta; Magnoliopsida; Poales; Poaceae
Product: vacuolar iron transporter homolog 1
Exons: 1
Coding region: 1-681 (226 amino acids)
Biological process (GO): intracellular manganese ion homeostasis
Cellular component (GO): membrane
Molecular function (GO): manganese ion transmembrane transporter activity; iron ion transmembrane transporter activity
Source: RefSeq, a predicted model, not a curated record
AUGGCUCCCGAACUUAGCUCCCACGUGCAUGCAGCCACCUCCAAGCCAAAGCAAGAAGAGAUCAAUCCUGCCGUCGACGUGGAGGCCUCGGCCGGCAGCCCGGGCGGCGGUGGCGACGGCGGCGUCAACUACGUGGCGCGCGCGCAGUGGCUCCGCGCCGCCGUCCUGGGCGCCAACGACGGGCUCGUCACAGUCGCGUCCCUCAUGAUCGGCGUGGGCGCCGUGAACGAGGCCUCGAGGCCCAUGAUGCUCGUGUCGGGCCUCGCGGGCCUCGUGUCCGGGGCCUGCAGCAUGGCCAUCGGCGAGUUCGUGUCCGUGUACGCGCAGUACGACAUCGAGGCGGCCCAGAUCGAGCGCACGGCCCACAACGAAGACGGCGGCAAGGGCGACGACGGCCUGCCGAGCCCGGCGCGGGCCGCGGGCGCGUCGGCCCUGGCGUUCGCGGCGGGCGCCGCGAUCCCGCUGCUGGCCGGCGGGUUCGUGCGGGCCUGGACGGGCAGGGUGGCCGCCGUGUGCGCGGCGAGCAGCGUCGGGCUUGCCGGCUUCGGCGUGGCGGGCGCGUACCUGGGCGGCGCGAGCUGCGUGGUGCGGUCUGGGGCUCGGGUGCUCGUCGGAGGGUGGCUCGCCAUGGCCACCACCUACGGCGUGCUUAAGCUCUUUGGGAUGCACGGCGGUGUUUAG